AUGGAGAUGAUUGGCUCAGGUAAAACGCCAUACAUCGUCGGUUACUUCGGCCCAAUGAUUGAUACUAAAACGAGUGAACUUUGCAUAUGCAUGGAAUUAAUGGACACAUCAAUAGCAAAAUUCUAUCAAGCUAUGCAUCGAUUACCUGAACUUUCAUCUGACAAGAUCGAUCGUUUCGUACAACGUUUUGCACAUAAUGUUACAAGAGGACUUGACUAUUUGAAAAGUAAAAAUAUUGUUCAUCGAGAUGUCAAGCCGGCAAAUAUACUGAUAAACGAAGAUGGUGAAAUUAAACUAUGUGAUUUUGGUAUUUGUGGUAACUUAACUGAUACAGAAUUAGACUUUGAUACAUGUGUGGGUACUGUUAUGUACUUACCACCUAAACCAGAAAACUGUGCCAUUCAAGGUGAUAUGUGGGCAUUAGGUAUCAGUUUAAUCGAAAUUAUUGCUGGAAAACAUCCAUUUGCUGCUUAUAAACUUGAUGGAAUAGCUUUUAAAAUUUUGGAUUGGGAACCUGUAGUUCCAACGACAGUUUCAGUCGAUACACAAGCAUUUAUUUUACAACUGUUGAGAAAAGAAGCUGAUGAACGACCUCGAUCUUAUAUGGAUAUUAUAAAUGAUUCAUUUAUUUGUAAUAUGGCGGCAAUACCAUCAAGUGAUGAAAUAGAUUUUAUUCAACAUGUUAUCAAAGAAGCAAAUAAAUAA
Molecule: messenger RNA, 705 nt
Organism: Adineta steineri
Lineage: Eukaryota; Metazoa; Rotifera; Eurotatoria; Adinetida; Adinetidae
Source: the annotation of a GenBank genome assembly